This is a messenger RNA of Lactuca sativa (garden lettuce), 1800 nucleotides long. RefSeq names its product Transducin/WD40 repeat-like superfamily protein. The record is from RefSeq and is a predicted model, not a curated record. NCBI's taxonomy places the organism in Eukaryota, Viridiplantae, Streptophyta, Magnoliopsida, Asterales, Asteraceae. Gene Ontology annotation, cellular component: MWP complex; microtubule organizing center. Gene Ontology annotation, molecular function: protein binding. Gene Ontology annotation, biological process: microtubule anchoring at mitotic spindle pole body.
UUAUUGCCACAGUGAGUUCAAAUUUGAAACCCACUCUUUAAGUUUCACCCCAAAAUUCACCCCCAUUUCUCUCACCACCUCACCCCUAGAUCUACUCAUCUCAUCAAUUCGCUGUUUAUCAUGUUAAAUUCAAUCUUCAACUGAAAUUUUGGACUUACUUAUACCCGUCAGUACAUCAAAGCAAGAUUACAUUGAUGAAUUUUUCCAACCUUCAUGACAUUCUAGUCAUGUUUCGUUAGGUUUUUGUGUGCAAAGAUAGUUUGUGUGUUUUUUUGAUGGAAUUCACAGAACCUUUUAAGCAGACUGGCCCCUGCUGUUUCUCCCCAAAUGCUCGGUAUCUCGCCGUUGCCGUGGAUUAUCGGCUUGUCGUUCGAGAUGUUUUGUCUCUCAAGGUUGUACAAUUAUUCUCAUGUAUGGAUAAGAUAAGCUACAUCGAAUGGGCACUUGAUUCUGAGUACAUACUAUGUGGACUUUACAAGAAGCCCAUGAUACAAGCAUGGUCAUUAGCACAACCUGAAUGGACAUGCAAAAUAGAUGAAGGUCCAGCAGGGAUUGCUUAUGCCAGGUGGAGCCCAGACAGUCGCCACAUACUCACCACAUCAGAGUUCCAGUUAAGGUUAACAGUUUGGUCAUUAUUAAACACAGCAUGCAUACAUGUACAGUGGCCAAAACAUGCUUCUAAAGGGGUCUCUUUCACUAAAGAUGGAAGUUUUGCUGCAAUAAGCACCAGGCGUGAUUGUAAAGACUAUGUAAACUUAAUAUCUUGUCAAACAUGGGAAAUCAUGGGUGUUUUUGCUGUUGAUACAUUAGAUCUUGCUGAUGUUGAAUGGUCACCAGAUGACACUGCAAUUGUGAUAUGGGAUUCCCCUCUUGAGUAUAAGGUUUUGAUAUACUCUUUAGAUGGAAGGUGUUUAGCAAAAUAUCAAGCAUAUGAAAGUGGAUUGGGUGUAAAGAGUGUUUCUUGGUCCCCUAAUGGCCAGUCUUUAGCAGUUGGUAGUUAUGACCAGAUGUUAAGAGUUCUAAAUCACUUAACUUGGAAAGUUUUUGCAGAAUUUACACAUUUAUCUACUGUAAGAGCUCCUUGUUCUGCUGCUGUUUUCAAGGAGGUUGAUGAGCCCUUUCAGCUUGAUAUGUCUGAUUUAUCUUUAACAGAUGAUUAUACACAACAAAAUUCUGAAUAUGGCCCACAAGGACUGAUUGAUGUUAGAUAUGAUGUUGUGGAAUUGCCUAUCACCUUGCCUUUCCAAAAGCCUCCUGCUGACAAACCCAACCCUAAACAAGGAAUUGGGAUUAUGUCAUGGAGCAAAGACAGUGAAUACAUAUGCACUCGCAACGACAGCAUGCCAAGUGUGUUAUGGAUAUGGGACAUGAACCUUCUAGAACUUGCAGCCAUUUUGGUGCAAAAAGAUCCCAUACGCGCAGCUGCGUGGGACCCAACAUGCACUCGACUUGUGCUAUGCACGGGGACCUCUCAUUUGUACAUGUGGACCCCAUCGGGUGCUUACUGUGUGAAUGUUCCAUUACCUCAGUUUUCAGUGAUGGAUCUGAAAUGGGAUUUUAAAGGGAGUUGUCUUCUUUUAAAAGAUAAGGAUUUGUUUUGUUGUGCUGCUGUUCCUUUGUUGCCUGACUCUAACACUGAUUAUAGUUCAGAUGAUUGAGUCCGGAGGAUUUUCUCUUUUUUCAGAUGUUGAAGAGUUGGUUAGUUUUUGUGUAUGUAAUAUCAAAUAUUUAUGUACUUCUUUCUUUUUAGACAUGUUACAUUCACGUUUUAUGAUAGUUUUGGUGUUAAAAAUUGGAGAA